AGUUAUCCCAGAUGAAAGACCUGCAACCUGUUUCAAGUAGAGGGAAUCAUCUAUCAUUUGAUGAAUCUAAGCAGUCAAUUGAAGAUCGCCAAGUCUUUGACUAUGGUCAUUCUUCUUGUGGUGCUAAGAGACCAUCAAUCACAGAUAGCAGAGAUGAAUUACUUUCUCAAACUAAUGAUGGGCAGUCCCACAGUAUGAAGAAAAAACGAAGGCAUUCGGAUUUGGCUGAUGAAGAAGUUCUUAUACAGCUCAACCCAUCCAUGUGGUAUUGCAUUCUUUGUUGUUUUCCAGUUCCUGCUGCAAAUUCCCAAGAGGCUGCACGUCAUCUAAACAGUGGGAAACAUGUUGGUAGUAUAAACAAUACAAAGAAGCAGUCAAUUUUCAAACCAAGACAUUCUAGAGAUUCUAGUAAAGAAAGACAUUCAACAUCAACUAGUGAGUUAGCAAAUGAAGGGCUUUCUAUCGCAGAGUUCUUUUCUGCCAGAGUCCGUGAUGAAGGGAGAUGUGAACCUUUACCUGAAGAAUUUCCUGCUGCCAAAAAUGUAAAGAUUCCAUCAUUGAUGUCUAUGAAUAUACCACCUCCCACAAAACCAAUACAACAGCAAAAUGUUCCAGUUCCACCACCUCCAAAAAAGCAAGAUGCAAAGAAAAAAGAUAUAGAGAAACCUUUGCCACCGUUUAUUUUGGCUGCAGGGGAAACGGGAUAUCCAUUCAGUCGUUUUGAGUCAAAGAAUUAUUGCACAUUAUGCAAAGUGUUUAUACGCGAGGCAGAGAUUCUGUCAGAUCAUCUAGAGAGUGAAAGACAUGCUGUGAAUCUUAUAGAUCAUAAAAAAGAUAUUAGUAUUAAUGCAAUACUUGAUCCAAACAGUUUGACUGAAGGUGAUGGGAAAUACAAAACUUUAGUGGAAUUACUAACAAGCAGUACUAGAAUGAGUGUUUCACAAAGGUUGAAGCAAGACAAAAUAAUCCGAAAGACUGGACAAUAUGAUCUGUGUUUAGUAUGUUACGAAGAAAUACCAAAAGACACUUCAAAGAAUCUACUAAUCCACCCUGAGCCCAAACAUGUUGCUAUGCGACUGUGUUAUACAAAACUGAUGAGCUUGAUGAGUGUCUUCAAGAAACUAGUUAACCCUAAUUUAAGAUCUAAUGCUUUUGCAUUUGUUGAUAAACUUGAACAGGUAUUGGAUGAUGUACCAUGUAAAUUAUGUGCAAACCAGAGUUUCAUCAUAAAUCAUGGCAAGAUAAUAUCAGAUUUUGGUAGAAGAAAAAAAGGAGCAUAUCAUUUGCUAUUUGGAUCCAAUUGUAAGAAUCAGGAAAAGCAUGUAAAUUUUGCCACACAUCGCCGAUUGAUGAAAUAUGUAAAGGUUAUUAUCAAGGUCACAAAGGCUGCAAGAAAUGAAGAUGGGAAGACAAUUGUACAAAUAAUCAAGGACUAUGAGGAUCAAGUCUUUGGAGACAAGGACGGGUCAACGGUGUCUUGUGACAAAUGUGACAGGGUUAUUCCUAAGGCACACCACCAUAAGAAACCAAAUCAUCAUACAUGUAUCAUCUUACAAGAAAUGGUGAUUGCAUUACAAUCAUUGAAGACAAUGAAAUGUGUAAAUGAGCAGGGAAUGUAUCCAACUAUUCAGUCAGUGGGUAAUGGUAACGAUGAUGAGGAUGAAGAAUAUCUAGCUAUCAAGGAAGAUGUUAAGAAAACAAACCCUGCACCAUCUGGUGAAGAAUUUGAUGACUUGACACAGCUUCUGGAGAGAAAACAAGAUUUAGAAAAUGCAUUACAAUCAUUGAAGACAAUGAAAUGUGUGAAUGAGCAGGGAAUGUAUCUAACUAUUCAGUCGACGGGUAAUGGUAACGAUGUUGAGGAUGCAGAUUAUCUGGCCAUCAAGAAAGAAGUAAAGAAAACAAACCCUGCACCAUCUGGUGAAGAAGUUGAUGACUUGACACAGCUUCUGGAGAGAAAACAACAAGAUUUAGAAAAUGCUGAUUGUUAUUCACUGACUUCAAUGGAUCUGAACAGCAAUGAGGAGGAUGAAUCUGAUUAAGCGACUCCCAUUGAUCAGUACAAUAAAGGAGAGAACAAAUUACGAACAUCUGUAUAUAUCAAUAAACAAGCGGAGAAUGUGUCAUUUGCACAAUCAUCUAUAUAUGGCGGUUAUGUAGAGGAGAAUACAUCAUAUGCACGAAUAUUCAUAUAUGACAACAAUGUUCGGGACAAUACGUCAUAUGCAAAAACUAGUAUGGAUAUGGAAAAUUGAGAAUGGCACAAGCAUGGAAAUGAGAUGCAAGAAACAUAUCUUCAAUAGAACAUGCAUUACAAUGCUGGAAAUUAUGAA
Molecule: messenger RNA, 2333 nt
Organism: Saccoglossus kowalevskii
Lineage: Eukaryota; Metazoa; Hemichordata; Enteropneusta; Harrimaniidae
Source: RefSeq, a predicted model, not a curated record